Molecule: messenger RNA, 1449 nt
Organism: Clonostachys solani
Lineage: Eukaryota; Fungi; Ascomycota; Sordariomycetes; Hypocreales; Bionectriaceae
Source: the annotation of a GenBank genome assembly
AUGAAGUUGCCACUAUCGUCGGCGCGCGCCGUUUUGGGUUUCGCCAUUGCUUUGUCCUCGACCUGCGAUGCCUUUGCGCACGAGAGGGUACACCAGCACCGCCAUUUGGAUACAGAUCUCGAGGUUCGCCAUUCUCAUAACGCGCCUGAGGAGACCUCAUUGGCCACCCGAGGAGGACAAUGCCAGUUUCCCACCGAUGAUCCGAAUCUCGUCGCCGUCACUCCCAACGCGAAAAAUGCAGGAUGGGCUAUGAGCCCUGACCAGGAGUGCAAGCCUGGAUCAUACUGUCCCUUUGCUUGCAAGUCGGGCAUGGUCAUGGCACAGUGGGAUCCUGAUUCUACAUACACCUACCCUGCUUCUAUGAACGGUGGUCUUUAUUGCAACAAGAAUGGAGAGAUUGAGAAGCCUUUCAAGAACUCGCCUAAUUGUGUUGAUGGUCUUGGGUCUAUCAAUGCUGUCAACAAGGCAGGCAAGAGCAUGUCGUGGUGCCAGACGGUUCUUCCUGGCAACGAGGCUAUGCUUAUCCCUACGGUCGUUUCCUCAAGCGCAGUUAUUGCUGUUCCCAAAAGCAGCUACUGGUGCUCAACUGCCGCACACUUCUAUAUCAACCCUCCUGGUACAGGUUCCGAGGGAUGCAUCUGGGGAGAUGACAAGAGCCCAGUUGGAAACUGGAGCCCCUACGUUGCUGGUGCCAACGCUGAUACCAGUGGCCAGACAUUUGUGAAGCUCGGUUGGAACCCCAUUUGGGAAGAUUCUGGUUUGAAGGGUUCAACUCCCGACUUUGGACUUAGGAUUGAAUGCCCUGACGGUGGCUGCAAUGGCCUUCCAUGCGAGAUCGACCCUACCUCGGGAAGUGGAAACGUCAAGUCGAAUACCAAGUCUUCUGGCGCAGGCGGCUCAAGUUUCUGCGUCGUGACUGUCAGCAAGGGGAAGACGGCAAAUGUUGUUGCUUUUGCCCCCGGCGGCAGCAGUGUUUCAGGAGGAAAAGAUGAGGAGAAGAAGUCUACCAGCACACCCAGUGUUGCUGCAACAUCCACAGUCCAGAGCACGAGCUCUUCGACAGUCUCAUCUUCCUCUUCCUCGUCGUCUUCUCCGGUUUCAUCCACUUUGACCACAGUGUCAUCGUCUAGCUCGUCUUCAAGCUCCAGCGCAAGCUCAACCUCGAGCCCGACCUCGACCGAAGAACCCAGCACCCCAACAGUCUCACCAACACCGUCCGCAACUGGGGCGAAGAUCAGCGCAAAGCCUGGUAUCUUCCAUGAGAAUGAUGACUCGUCGUCCUCAGGAGCCACAGCUACCAAUUCCCAAUCAAACGCGCAACCCACCGAAGCCACAAAGGAGGCAUCUACAACCAAGUCUGACGAGAAGGGCAUUGCUCGACGCAAGUCUGGAAGCCCUGCUCUCGUUGGUCUCGUUGUUGCUUUUGUUGCCGCAGCCUACUUUCUGUAG